Molecule: messenger RNA, 3955 nt
Organism: Plectropomus leopardus (leopard coralgrouper)
Lineage: Eukaryota; Metazoa; Chordata; Actinopteri; Perciformes; Serranidae
Gene: pwwp2b
Product: PWWP domain containing 2B
Cellular component (GO): nucleus; chromocenter
Molecular function (GO): chromatin binding
Source: RefSeq, a predicted model, not a curated record
AAGUGAGACAGAGGGAGGGUAGGCCUUGUCUUGAGAGAUUUUUGCUCCUCUAGCACAGGGAGCGUGAUGUCAGCGGUGGCAGUACUGUUGUAAUUGACUUGGUGGGGGUGAUGGCGUCAUUUUAUGCCCUGGUGUAGCCUCCUGCUCCAAUAGCGAAGGCGAGACGGAUCUUUAGCCGACGCGACCGUGGCUCCCUUGGCCGGGAUCGAGCACCGCCGAGCCGGACACUUCACGCCGGGAAACAUGGAGGCUGUGGCCGAGGAGCUGCGGGCCGGCUCUCGGGUACCUGUCACUAUCGAUCAAAUAGUUAACGAUACACUGGUGGUGACGCUGACCUACCGAGAAAGGAGCUACACGGGGAUAUUACUUGACUGCAACAAAAAGACUGGGCUAUUCUGUCUACCAGAUUUCACAGCAAAACCAGGGGACUGCCCGAUAUCUACACCGGCUUGUGAAAUCCCAGAAGUUCUGAGUGAGGAGCCGGUUUCCAAAUCUCCCAGCCAGACUUCACAUAGACCAAAGGAUGAAAACACUCUCCCAGAAAGCAGCAUACCUACUGCACCUCUCCCCUGCCCCGUACCCACACCAGUGCCAGCUGGACAGACUCCUUACCCUCCUUAUUUUGAAGGAGCCCCCUUCCCUCAGCCCUUAUGGGUGCGCCACAGCUACAGCCAAUGGGUACCUCAGCCCCCUCCGCGACCAAUCAAGAGAAAGAAGAGGCGGACGAGAGAGCCUGGCCGCAUGACCAUGAGCACUAUCCGUCUGCGGCCACGGCAGGUACUGUGUGAAAAGUGCAAGAACACACUGAAUAGUGAUGAGGACAGCAAAGACGGCAUGAGCAACACUAAGACUUCUAGAAAAGAGAAUGCACUACACAGCGACGACGACGGUGAUGACAAGGAUAUCCCCUCAAAGCUGUCGAGAAAAGAGGACGUAGUUUCAACCAAGGACACUAAGAGACGUGAAAAUGGCACAAGCCUUGACAGCAAGCGCCUCAGGAAGGACAAAAGGGGAGACUCUGAAGGGGAGAAGUUCCCCAUGGGUGAUGUUAUCCCCCACAGUCCCGUCAUAAAGAUCUCCUACAGCACUCCACAGGGCAAGGGGGAGGUCAUGAAGAUCCCCGCCAGAGUCCACGGUUCAGUCAAACCAUUCUGCCCCAAACAACUGGCGCAGAAUGGCGUGGGAGAAAAUGGCAAGACGCCCUCUGAUCCCACCAAGGAGCAACGGCACAUUUUAGAUGCCACAAGGUCUGGCCUCACCGUGUCCAUUCCCAAACUCAAAUUAACCAGGCCAUUUACAACCGUGGGUCAGGACUUGCCUUCUCCAAAGAUCCAUUUGAGACCCCCGCAGAGGGAGAGCGAGGAGAGUAUGGUCGAGUACGAGGCAGAACUUGUUGGAGGCAACAGGAGACGAAGCCCCAGGGUGCCCGGUCCCUGCCUUCCCCACUCUGAAGACUCCGGGGAAGGUAAAAACUCUCUGGAGUUGUGGUCUGGGAGUUCGGGAGAGGAAGCGGAGCGCGGCCACAGCGACCUCACCCUCCUCAUCAAUUUCCGUAAGCGUAAAGCAGAUUCUUCUAGCCUGUCGGUCUGCAGCAGCGACAGUCUAGAUGAGUCCAAGUCCUUUAGCUCUGACGGGACCUCACCAGAGCUGUGCGACCUAGCCCCAGGUGAAGACCUGUCCGUAACCUCAUCUUCAGUCCCAUCACGGGAAGACUGCAAGACAGUGCCGCCGCUCACGGUGCGGCUUCACACCCGCAGCAUGACAAAGUGCGUAACAGAGGAGGGCCACGCCGUAGCGGUGGGCGACAUCGUGUGGGGAAAGAUUCACGGCUUUCCCUGGUGGCCAGCGCGGGUGCUCAGCAUCAGCGGUACCCGCAAACAGGAGACAGCUAAUUGCGAGGCCCAGUGGCCCCAGGCAAAGGUGGCGUGGUUUGGUUCGCCCACCACUUCCCAGCUGUCCGUUGCCAAACUGUCACCGUUCAGGGAGCUCUUCAGGUCCCGCUUCAACCGCAAGAAGAAAGGGAUGUACCGGAGAGCCAUCCUGGAGGCAGCCAAGGCCGUAGGACACAUGGGCCCAGAGAUUACAUCGCUGCUUUCCCACUGUGACACAGGCUGAGGGCUGAAGAGAGGUCUCCGAGUUUUUUCUGAAUUCUCAGACUGUGUCAUCAAGACCCAGGAGGGGAGUACGUGCGGUUGCCACGGCUACUAUUUAUAUGCCGUUUUUUGUUUUUUUUUGUUGUUGUUGUUUUGUUUUAUUUUUUUAUUUUUCACAUGGCUGGUUGAAAAAUGGCCGCCAAGGUGGAGUGUUGUUGAGACUGGAUAAGGGAGCAAAGAAAAAAAAAAGGCCACUCAUGGUCUGCUAUGAACUGAACUAUUCCUCCUUUUUUUUAUUUUCUAGAUUUAAUCAUAUUUCAAUAGAGCCGAAUAACGACACUACAAGGACAAAAAUGUAUUUAUUAUCUGUAAUGGUUUAUUAUGAUCCACCCUUCGACUACAAUCUUGCAAAAACAAAAAGCCUCCCAGUCUGCUGCUGUCAUUAUCGCGGUCCUCGCCGCUGAUCACUGCGAGGUCCAACCAGAGGAAGCCGGUGGCGUCUUCAAAGGAACCCCCCGCCCCUCCUCCUCCUCCUCCUCCUCCUCCUCCUGGACACGAGCCGAUUGACCACGGUUUAAAAAGUCUUAUCCUCUUCUGAAAAUGUGAGCGGCUCCAUCCAGAGACAGUAGUGAGUGUUCCAGCUCUUCUAGCGAUCAGUGUUCCAUCCUCGUAGCCUUUCUGCGACGUUAGUUUGGAUUUGUGGAUGUAUUUAUACUGAACUCUAUUCCUCUCCAGUUGUGUCUCUCUUCCAUUUCAUUUUUAACUUCUAGAUGUCAGCGAACUUUCCCCUCCCCUUCCCCUCCAACUCUUCUGUUUUUUCCUGAGAACCAUUUUUACAUCACUUUAAUUAUUUAAAGCGUCACGUUUAAGAAAAAAAAAGCACUUUAUCUGUACCUUGGUGGCCUGCUGUAAGCUCACUGUCUAAAAUUUUGCGAGAUACAGCCCUGAUAGGCAGCAGGGGAGUUCAGAAGUCUUUGUGGUUGACUAUCCAUGGCCUUGGAGAUACAAAAAAAAAAAAAAAAAAUGUAUUAUAUGAUUUUGGGGACACCAGACACGGAUGGUUGUGUACACUGUAUUCUCGCAUUUGGGUGCGUUUCUCUCUCAGCUUAUCUGCCACACACACACACACUACAAAAACAUUUCCACUGGAGAAACAUGGGUGAACAAAUGUGUCAAAGCCCCCCUAUGCAUUAUCAGUUAAAGCUUUACGAGUGACUUUUGGGAGAGAGAAAAAGAAAAAAAAGACAUGCUGUAAGAAUACUGUGAAUUCAACUGCUGAGCGUGCUGAAGAAAAGCUCGCUACUAGUCAGAGCUUGCAGUUAUUGAGUCAUCUGGCUAAAGCAGACUGCAACACUGACCUUUAGUGACCUUUUGUGUGGAAAGCAGCACUGUUGGAAUGGGGGGGGGGGGGGGCUGUGAAGACAAGAGGCUGUCGAGCUCAGCCCCGGUCUGUAUUAAAAAAAACGUACCGAAGAUUGCACACAGUCACGCUCAGCCAACCAGCCCGUCUCCCUUCCGCCUGUCUGGGAACACUUUGUUCACAUCGUGGCUGAAAACUAGCUCCCUGGUUGUCAGUGAGAGGAGUGUGUUUAUUAGGGGGAGCAGGUGAUGCACUCCUACCAGGUUGAUAAUCGGCGGUUUGACCGCUUGCCGUCAAGCCCGGCUAGUUUCCAGGCAGCCUUACACAGCGAGGAGGAGUGGGAGAGUCUAAAUGUUCUGUAUGCCUGAGAGGGUUGUCAGGAUUUUCCCGUGUGUGAGCAACAUGGCUAUCUACUGUUGCCCACGUUGGUCAAUGUUAAUUGGCUACUUUUUUGUUUUCUUUUUUUACAUGUACUGUACAUAAAAUAAAAUAUAAAGCAAUA